Molecule: messenger RNA, 989 nt
Organism: Phymastichus coffea
Lineage: Eukaryota; Metazoa; Arthropoda; Insecta; Hymenoptera; Eulophidae
Exons: 3
Coding region: 163-801 (212 amino acids)
Biological process (GO): cell wall macromolecule catabolic process; chitin catabolic process
Molecular function (GO): chitinase activity
Source: RefSeq, a predicted model, not a curated record
CACUCAAACAGUUGUGACUACUGAGCUCGUACUUGAGUUUGACGAAAGUAUUUACAAAUACCGGUGCAAUUUUGUUAAUUUUAUAUAUUUUAAUAUAUUAUAUUCGUUGAACCACUUAGUUUUUAUCUAGCUGUUGAUCCUAUCAUAUUCAACGUUGAAAUCAUGGUACGCCUAGCAAUUAGUAUUUUUAUCUUUGCGAUCUUCCACGGCUGCUUUGCGUCGAUUAGUAAAAGUGAAUUUUACGAAUCCCUUACUGCUAAUGGUUACGCUGCACCAAGCGAUGCUACUAUUUAUACUUAUUUUAAACAAGCAACAAAAAGUUACUCUCGAGAGGAAAUAGCCAUGCUGCUGGCUCAGCUAAUCCAUGAAAGCGGCGGCUUCCAGUUCAGAGAAGAAUUAGCCUGCGCAAAGACCAACUGCCCCGGCCAGUACGUCGACAGCGUUGGCUUACCGGGCAAAUACUACUACGGCCGUGGUUUCAUGCAACUGACCUGGGGAGCCAACUACAAAGCGUGUUCUAACGAUCUGGGUUACGGCGAUCGAUUCCUCCAGAAUCCCGACGAGGUUGCCAGCAGUACCAAAUACUGCGUACAAGUAAGCACCUGGUAUUGGGAGACUCGAGUUAGGCCUGUACUUGGAAAGUCCAACAAGUUCGGUCUCACCACUAAAGCUAUCAAUGGAGCCAUUGAAUGUUCUGGUGGCUGGAACGAAAGGGCUGCCAAUCGUUACAAGGUCUACCUCAAAAUAGCCGAAGUGAUGAAAAUCAAAGACAAAGCUGUUGAAAAUGGAUGCUACAAUUAAAUUAAUAUAUUUAGCAACAAACAUAGCGCCACAUACAAUUUUUCGCUAAAUAUAAUUAUGUUCGAAAGGAUCUUUGGGUGUACGAAUUCGUUUCACGCAUUGCAAAUUAGUUUGUGAAUCGGAUUAUGAAUUUGAUAUUAAUCAACUUCAUGUAAGUAAUUUCAAUAAAGCAGAAUUUAGUGCAGUUA